AUGGGAAUGAACACAAGCCUAAUGAGAGGAAAAGGAUUAUCAACCUCCCAGGUGUUGAGUUUGGCAAUGAAUAAACUGUACAAGCAAUUUGUUGAGAAAGAUGUCAAGGAGUUUGAAGCAUUCCAUGUUGCUAUUCUUGAUACCUUCAAGACUAUCAACAUGGCUAUAUCGGGGAAACAUUAUGAUUCCCCGACAUAUACGGAUGUAAAGGAAAUUUUCAAACAUUGGAAGGAAUCUAAUGAAGAAGCUAGAAAGGAGAUGUUGAUAGACUUCUUGAAUAAGAAUGUGAAUCUCAACAAAGUAGAUGAAUCUAUGAUAAUCACUGCAAUAGUGGCACCACCAGCUGCCAUGGUGGCUAAGAGAACCGGACAAAGAACGCUACCUCAGCUAAAAUUUAUGAAUGCCAUUCCUGAUGUAGUCUUUGUUCCUUCGGCUACUGUUUUGGCUCUCAUUGCUGUCAAAAUCCUAAGGUUAAUGUUCAUAGGAAAUGGCGCAACAUCAAAGGCCGCAACAGGGUCACUUGUUGAUCGUGUAGUGCAGCCUUCAAGUGUGGAUAACAUUUUUCCACCAGCACCUGAAACUACAUCAGAUAAUUUAGAACAAGUCAUACCAAGAACUGCAUCAAGUUCAAAUGCAACACCGGACUUGGUAAAAGCUGCAUCGGAUGCACAUCAACUUACCCCCAAGGGCAAUUACUGUGCCUUGUGUAAAAAGGUUCAUGAUGAUUAA
Vicia faba (fava bean) is the source of this 729-nucleotide messenger RNA. NCBI's taxonomy places the organism in Eukaryota, Viridiplantae, Streptophyta, Magnoliopsida, Fabales, Fabaceae. The record is from the annotation of a GenBank genome assembly.